Oppia nitens is the source of this 3181-nucleotide messenger RNA. It is a transcript of the gene Cse1, whose product is annotated as exportin-2-like. The coding region runs from base 235 to 3153 and encodes 972 amino acids. Gene Ontology annotation, molecular function: nuclear export signal receptor activity; small GTPase binding. The transcript has a single exon. Gene Ontology annotation, biological process: protein import into nucleus; protein export from nucleus. The record is from RefSeq and is a predicted model, not a curated record. Lineage: Eukaryota; Metazoa; Arthropoda; Arachnida; Sarcoptiformes; Oppiidae. Gene Ontology annotation, cellular component: cytosol; nuclear envelope.
UUGCAUAUGACUUAUAGACUUAAAGACAACAACUUUUUGAUUAAUAGAGACAUUGAUUGAAAAAUAGGAUAACAUUUCAAUUGAAUUACUUAUAGUCUAUAACUUAUAGUAAACUAAUAUUUGAUUAGUUUGUAAGCAAAUUGUUUAUAUAUUAGUGUCAAGUGAUAGCAAUUAGUAAUUGUUUUCAAACACUCAACAACUUUGAAUUGAUUAUUGUCUUCAUUUAAUACUACAAUGAAUGACACACUAACACAACUGUCACAGCAUUUGAUGCAAACACUAUCACCCGAUGCCGGUGUCCGCAAAAGUGCCGAAAAAUAUUUGGAGUCAAUUGAAGCUAAUGAAGGAUUUGGUCCACUUUUGCUUCAAUUGGUUGAUUGCAAUCAAUUGCAUCUAACUGUACGUAUGAGUGGUGCCAUUGUCUUCAAAAAUGUAAUUAAAAGAAAUUGGCCUCAAAAUGAAGACAUUACUAACAAAAUUAGUGAAAAUGACAGAAACCAAAUCAAAUCAGUGAUUAUUGAUCUUAUGUUGAAAAGUCCGGAACAAAUACAGCGACAACUAAGCGAUGCGGUCAGCAUUAUUGGUCGCGAAGACUUUCCUGAUAAGUGGCCAAACCUUUUGGAUGAUAUGAUAACCAGAAUGGGUGGCAAUGAACCCAACUUUAACAUAAUCAAUGGUGUCCUACAAACGGCUCACUCGCUAUUUAAGAGAUAUCGUCAUGAGUUUAGGUCGGAUGAGUUGUGGACAGAAAUCAAAUACGUUUUGUCGCGAUUUGCUGAACCAUUCACUAAGUUGUUUGUCUGGACAGUCGAUUUGGCUAAAACUCACGCAAAUAACACACAAAAUCUCAAAGUGAUCUUCAGUUCACUUGUUCUUUGCGCCAAAAUAUUCAAUAGUUUAAAUACUCAAGACUUACCCGAAUAUUUUGAGGAUAAUAUGUCUGUUUGGAUGAAACACUUUCUUGAAUUGUUAUCAACUGAUUACAAGAGUCUGCAUACAGAUAAUGAUGAAGAAGCCGGUCCUUUGGAACAAUUGAAAUCACAGAUUUGUGACAAUAUAGGAAUGUAUGCAUCAAAAUAUAACGAAGAGUUUGAGCCAUAUUUGCCCGGAUUUGUUGAGUCGGUUUGGAAUCUGUUGAUUACUACCGGCGCUGAACCUAAAUAUGAUAUUUUAGUGAGUAAUGCGAUUCACUUUUUAUCAUCAGUUGCCGAUCGCAGUCAAUAUUCAAAUCUUUUUAAAGCUAAUAAUGUUUUAGACUCUAUUAGCUCUAAAAUUAUUGUACCAAAUAUGGAAUUUAGAGUUUCAGAUGAAGAACUUUUUGAAGAUAAUCCUGAAGAAUAUAUUCGUCGAGACAUUGAAGGUUCAGAUGUCGAUACCAGACGACGAGCCGCUUGUGAUCUCGUGAAGUCAUUGUCGCGAUAUUUUGAGAAAGAAAUGACUCAAGUUUUUAGUCAAUACAUUCAACUAAUGCUUCAAAAGUAUGCUGAAAAUCCAUUAGCGAAUUGGAGGAAUAAAGACGCCGUCAUAUAUUUGGUAACAUCUCUAUCAGUAAAGACAGGAACGUCACGAUUAGGCGCCACUUCAACAUCAGAUUUGGUGAAUAUUACUGAGUUUUAUGUCAAUGUUAUUCGUCCAGAUCUGGAGCGACAAAACCUUAAUGAGACACCUGUUUUAAGAGCUGAUGGUCUUAAAUAUCUAAUGACUUUUCGUAAUCAACUUUCUCUAAAAGAGAUUAUUAUUCCAAGUUUGCCACUAAUCAUACAACAUAUGACGGCUCCCAAUGUUGUUGUGCACACAUAUGCGGCUCAUGUACUCGAAAAACUGUUAACUAUGAGAGAUUCAACACAACAAAAGUUGCCAUCAAUCAAAGUUGAAGAUUUGGAUGCAUAUAUUGGACCACUUCUUAAUGGAUUAUUUAAUAUAUUAACAUUUGCCGGAUCUAAUGAAAAUGAAUACGCAAUGAAAGCUAUUAUGAGAACAUUUAGUUUAUUACAAGAGAGAUGUUUACCAUAUUUUGCUCAACUAUUGCCUAAAUUAACAGCAAAAUUAGCUGAAGUGACCAAAAAUCCUACAAAACCACACUUUAAUCACUACCUCUUUGAAGCAUUGAGUCUCACCAUUCGUAUUGGUUGUCGAAAAGAUCGGUCAUUAGUUUCUAAUUUCGAGUCGAUUUUAUUUCCGAUAUUUCAAGAAAUUCUUAUUCAAGACGUUCAAGAAUUCAUGCCUUAUGUUUUCCAAUUACUUUCAUUGCUCCUCGAAAUGUAUGAUAAAUCUAUUGCCGAACCAUAUAUGGAAUUAUUCCCACAUCUUCUGACUCCAAUUUUAUGGGAAAGACCGGCAAAUAUUGCGCCAUUGGUUCGGUUAUUACAGGCAUUCAUAGAGAAAGGAAGUGAACAAAUAAUUGAUUCAUCAAAAUUACAGCCAUUAUUAGGAGUAUUUCAAAAAUUAAUUGCUUCCAAAACUAACGAUAAUCAAGGCUUUUAUAUUUUGCAAUCGCUUAUUGAGUUCGCAUCGGCAGUCAGUUUGGAGCCAUAUAUGAAACAAGUUUUUAUAAUAUUAUUUCAACGACUAACCAGUUCUAAGACAACCAAAUAUAUUAAAUGUCUUCUCGUAUUUUUUUCGCUAUUUAUUUACAAAUAUGGUGUCCAAACAUUGGCCGACACUAUUGAUUCACUUCAGCAACGAAUGUUUGGAAUGGUUUUGGAGAAGUUAUUCAUUCCAGAGGUCCAAAAGGUUUCGGGAAGUGUUGAGAAAAAGAUAUUGGCUUUUGGUAUGACUAAAAUCCUGUGUGAACUCGACUCAACCAUUAUUGGGCAAUACUCGCAAUUUUGGGCACCACUUUUGCAGUCAUUAGUGGCUCUCUUUGAGUUACCAGUCGAUGAAUCAGUUCCAGAUGACGAACAUUUCGUUGAAAUUGAAGACACAUUUGAAUAUCAGGCCUCAUAUUCACAGCUCGUAUUUGCCGGUCAUAAGGAAAGGGAUCCAUUGGAAGGAUUGGUUUCUGAUUCACGAAUAUAUUUGGCGCAAUCAUUGAGCAAAUUAUCGACUAAACAUCCGGGAAAACUAAAUCCACUUAUAUCUACUGGUUUACCUCCCGAUGCCAUCACAUAUUUACAGCGCUAUUGUAUGGAAGCAAAUAUCACUAUUUCUUGAAUUAUUAAUGAAAUUAAUGUUUUUAUCA